Messenger RNA from Porites evermanni, 3967 nucleotides. NCBI's taxonomy places the organism in Eukaryota, Metazoa, Cnidaria, Anthozoa, Scleractinia, Poritidae. The record is from the annotation of a GenBank genome assembly.
AUUUGUACUUCUGUUUUUCUUCUUUUUUUUUCAGUUGUUUCACUGUCUUGGCGCGCUUUUUCAAUCCAGUGUAAAAUGGGAUGGCAAGAAUGGAACCAGGCGUGCUACAACUUAACCAAAGAUUUUACACCAUUCUCCAACGCCUCCUCCAUUUGUAGGCAGAGUGGCGCUGAAUUGGUGUCCAUUGCAAGUCUCCAAGAAAACGAAUUCGUCCACAAUAUAUCCGAAGGAGAGGACGUUUUCAUUGGUCUCCGUGCUGCAAAUGCCAAUGACAGCUUUGUCUGGUCGGAUGGCAGCACUUUUGAUUACAGUAGGUGGGAAGACGGAGAACCUAACGGCGAUUGUGGAGUAGACGGCUGUUGCGUUAGCCUCGUGGAACCUACCGGCAGGUGGAAUGACACACCAUGUGAGAUGUGGCAUCCGUUUGUGUGUAAAUUCACAAGCUCGCAACCAAAACUGCGGCCAGGUAAUUGCCUAGUUUUUAGCCUAGGGGGGACGUGUCCGUGUGUUAUGGGAUUAUCAUCAUUAGAUACAAAUAGUCAGGAACAGCGCAUCAAGCUUUGACAAAUAAAAUCCCCGAACGUGGUGUUAAUCGGGCCAAUAUUGAAGAAGAUAGGGCCAUUUUAGAACAUGAAAAUUUACAAAGAAAUGUAUGGAUUGCUGGAGUCCCAUAUUUGGAGAUGUUGGAUGGGUGUAUGUAUAUCUCGGUCAUUAUUAGCCCCAUGAACAACCGUGCUUGAGGAUUUUAUACGUGGCUCACUGGUUAAUAGACUACUAAAGUGUGAUGUCAUAAAAAAUUAAAUUUGUGGAAUUGCGGGAUUUGUCAGAAUAUUCUCAAAGAACAUAAUCCAAGAGGCCUACUUGCCAAAACCUAGCAUUGUGGGGCAAAUUGUCUCUGAGAUAUUAGCCAAGUUAUGCUCUGAUGACUCCAUACAAAUCCUUCUAAAUUUGACAUAGGUCUUAACUUUUAGACCCAAGUCAAUUUUAGAAGGAUUUUUAUGGAGUCAUCAGAGCAUAACUGGGCUAAUAUCUGACUAAUAUCUCAGUGCAGGAGCGCUAAUUUUUGGCAAGUAGGCGUCUUGGACGUUGUUCUUUCAGAAUAUCUUGACAAAUCUCACAAUUUCACAAAUUUAAUUUUUAUAACGUCAUCACUUUAGAACACUAUAGCGGAGCUCCACGCGCGAGCGUAGCCCCACACCCAAGAAAAUGUGGUAAUCUACCCAUCCGAGAAAUUUUGGUAAUCACAUGACCGUAAGCCCGUCCGUCCGUCCGCACCACAGGUAUACCAAUGUAAAAUAACUCAUUGAACAGGUAUGGCAAACCAAAUGAAACUCGAGGUUAUUUUCGCGGGAGAUCGCGUAGCCACCUGCGUCUUGUGAAGCAGAGACAACUAAAGAGUCAAUAAAGACGAAAACGGAAAGCGUAAAUUGUUUCUGUAUCCCUGUUGUUUAAAGUGUUAAGCUUACUAAGAUCAUUUGUCACGUCCACAUAUUUGGAAUAUAGAAAAAGAGAAAGUAGGCGACAAGCUAGGGAAGCUCAACGAGGGAAAGAGCGGAAGGGAGCUAGGGUGAGAGAUAAAUAACAAAGGAAACAUUUUCUGUUGGAAGAACAACAUGAAAAUUUUGUAGCGGCGGUGAGAAAAUGAGAAAUGGUGGCGGCUUAAAGGUGAAAAUGAGCGGCAGUGAAAAAAAUAGUGAAUAAGAACACGUACGACAUUUCCUCUAUAAACGUGUAAGUAGGAAGUUUCUGGAAGUUUUACGUUGUAGUCGUGCAAAACAACCAAAAAAGUGUGCUGUACGUGUAAAGUCACUUUUUUGCUAAGUUUACCUGCUGUUCUUUUUUCACCGUUCUCGUUGCCUUCUCCGCUAAGCAUUACACGAUUUUAUAUUAUAGAGAGCUUCGCUUUUAGCCCUGGCUAAAUCUAUAUAUUUAGCCUGCGUAGCAAGCGUUUCCUCGCGAGCUCGUCGAGAAAGUUGGGACGAGAGCAAAAAAAAAGGAAAGGACGGGGGAGGGGGAGGGGAAUGAAGGAACCUCUUCUCCCCUACCCCUCCCCCUUCCACUUUUUUUUUUUUGCUCCUGCUCUGGAAACGCUUGCUACGCAGGCUACUAUAUAUUAAGACGGAAUCCACCAGGAAAUUGAGCUAAAGAUGUGAUAAAUCAUCUGAGUAACCCCAAAGAAAAUUGGAAGUCCAAGAACAUGAAUAUCAAAUUUCACAAGAAUUAUGAUUACACAGGAAAAAUUCUGAAAAUUCCAUGUGUAAGAUUUGAUUUUUGUGAAAUUUGACAUUCAUUUUCUCGGGCUCCCAUGCGAAAUUUUUUUGUGUACCACAGAUAAUUUAUUACAUUUUUAGCCCUUGAAAAAUGUAACAAAGAAUGCAAUGUGCUUUAAAUUAUUGUGGUACAAGACUUUUAUCAACUGAAAAUCAAAAUUACUCAAUGUCCUGGUGGAUUCCGUCUUAAUCCCAUAAUAUACAGACUUGCACCCAGUUCCCCUCGGUUUGAAAGCAGGCUAAAGGUUAAGUAACGUCGACCGCGAUGUCUAUCGUUUCCAAUCGAGGUAUUGAGCGGAAGUCGGAGUGAGAGUAAAGGAAAUGGAUGAUCGUCCCAACUUUCUCGACCAACUCGCCCCCUUCCCCUUCUCCUUAGCAGUCUUCGGACAUCUUCGGCAACCUUCGGACAUCUCGGUAGUCUUCGUAAUUCUUGGGUAGUUAUCAGGAAAUCUUUGGUAGUCUUCGGAAAUUUUCUGAAAUAUUCGGGAAUUGUCGCAAAAUGGCCGAAAGGUCCUUGAUAUGCCUAAAAUAAUAUAGGCUUUUUGGGGGCAGUUUUUGUUUCUUUCUGAAAAAAAAUUUACUGUUUCAUAUUACAGAGCCAAAAAAUUAAGUAUUUAGUGUUAUCGAAGUAUCCUCAUUCAGACCGUCAUGCAUGACGCAUUGAUGAGUCGACAGCAAGAAACUGUACCUAUCUUUUUAAUGAUAACUAAUCUGAAAGAAAUAAAAUAAAUUUUAAAAAAAUCAAAUAGUAAUAAUAAUGAUAAUCAGACCGAUUGUGGGAUCAGUUUUCAACAGCGUUUAUUUCUCUAGGAAUUUCAUAACUUGCUUUUUUUUCUUUCUUUUUUCUUUUCUUCUUCUUCUUCUUCUUUGCUUCCUAAGGCAUCCUUUUAUACACGGAUCAAAUUGUUUCUAUUACGAUUAACUCGAGUUGUAAUUACUGUUCAAAAUCACAGAACUAAGAUGGCGGAUGGUUCCAAAUCCUUCUUAUUUAAGAAUAUGUGACAUCAUCAUGACAUAACGGCCACCAGAGUAAAAUAAUAUUGAUGUGUUAGCAAACGUUGAGAUUUUAUCAGACACCUUACUAAUAUACUAGUCAGUUUGGGUCUUUUUUCGCUUUAAGGCUACUUUACUUUAAUUAAGGGGAAAACUUGAUAAAAGUGAACUUAAUUAUGUCAUUUUGUCAAUCAAAAUAUACCAGGCUGUUGGAAAAAAUUAGUACAUUAUCCUGUGUAAUUUUGUUGGUUGUAUGAGUGGUUUUAAAGUUAUAGAGAAGGGGCCUCCGAAAAGCCCCCGGACCCACCCCACCUCCUUCCAUCAUGGUUUCAGGAAGCAAACAAGCCCGAAAGAAAAAGAGGCGGGAUGGAUUGGUAUUGGAGGUGGAGUUAUUUCACAACCCAACUUUAAAAAGCCUUUCUGUUUCCUUUUCAGACAAAAAUGCACUGAAAAAAGAACAGAACUUCAUCAUACACGAGCAGAAAAGUCUGGCACAUCACGUGAUCUACAAACAAUCCUUGUCGUCUUUAAUUCACUGUGCGCUGAUGUGCACCAACUCGCCAUUUUGUAAAUCGGUCAACUUCAUAUCAGAGCAAGGAGGAAAUUUUGGCGAAUGUCAACUCAAUGACGCUACAGCAGAAGACUUUCCAUUCCAUCUGAUGCGAGUUUCUAACUCAGUGUAUUCUGUUGUGUAUAGCUCAUGA